This is a messenger RNA of Esox lucius (northern pike), 3828 nucleotides long. It is a transcript of the gene mid1, whose product is annotated as midline 1. Lineage: Eukaryota; Metazoa; Chordata; Actinopteri; Esociformes; Esocidae. The transcript has 11 exons. Gene Ontology annotation, molecular function: zinc ion binding; protein binding. The record is from RefSeq and is a predicted model, not a curated record. The coding region runs from base 787 to 2865 and encodes 692 amino acids.
UGCCGGCGUUCCCGUGUGUAGCUGGCCUUUCUGUCUGGUAAUCCGUAGUGACAGCGGAGUGGGGGAACGUUCCACCAUGCAGGGCAGCAUUGUGCCACUGUCGAGGCAGCGCGGACGGUCACGGAGGAAACCCAUCCUGACGCUCUCCUCUGGCCCUGUUCUCCGGAACACAGCUCAGCAGGCGCAGGACGUUGACCCGCCUGUCUGGUCCUGUGAGGGUUGGAGCAACCCCGACCAGGCCUACUGGAAAGCCCUGUCUGCGCUUGUGUCCGGACUCCUCUCUCACUCGCUCUCUCUCUUUCUCUCUACUCUCGCUCUCUUUCUGUCAUCUCUGUCUCUCUCUCUCUCUCUCUCUCUCUCUCUCUCUCGCUCUCCCUGUCUGUGCUUCCAGUUAGAGUGUGCUGGCUGGCUUUCAUGCUGUAGGUGGAGCUGGUUUUCCUGGAAUUGUAGGGCAGCUCUUCCUGUUGUUCUUGCAGCUUGCUACCCCUUGCCCUUCGUCUGCAGGUUCCUGGUCAGUGACAGCUACCGCAGGAUUACAGCCCUAUGAGGACUCGUGCCGUCUCUCCUGGCCAUCACUCCUGGCCGUCUCUCCUGGCCGCCACUGGACGCAGCCUCCGCCUGUCUCCGCGGUGGCUUCUUCGUUGUCGCUUAACUUACUUUUCUGAUUCGGGUUAGAAGUUACCCCGCAACCGAAAUGUCUCUGCAGACCAAAGGGGGGCGAGAUCCAUCGAUAGCUGAUCAGCUUCCCUGGAUUUCGCUGACAACAUUGCUUUGUUGUGCGUGAAGAUGGAAACAUUGGAGUCGGAGCUGACCUGUCCAAUCUGUCUGGAGCUUUUCGAGGACCCGCUGCUCUUGCCCUGCGCCCACAGCCUGUGCUUCAACUGCGCCCACCGCAUCCUGGUCUCGCACUGCACCCCCAACGAGCCUGUGCGUUCAAUCGGCGCCUUCCAGUGUCCAACCUGUCGCUAUGUCAUCACCCUCAGCCAUCGAGGUCUAGAGGGACUGAAGCGCAACGUCACCCUGCAGAACAUCAUCGACCGUUUCCAGAAGGCCUCCGUGAGCGGGCCCAACUCCCCCAGUGAGACCCGCCGUGAGCGCGCGACAGCCCCGGACAGCGAGGUCAUGACCUCCUGCGGCGAGCGGGUCCAGUGCCAGUUCUGCGAGCAGGACCCGCCCCAGGACGCCGUGAAGACGUGCGUCACCUGCGAGGUGUCCUACUGCGACGAGUGCCUGAAGGCCACGCACCCCAACAAGAAGCCCUUCACGGGCCACCGUCUGAUCGAGCCCAUGGCCGACUGCCACCUCCGAGGACUCAUGUGCCUGGAGCACGAGGACGAGAAGGUGAACAUGUACUGUGUCACGGACGAACAGUUGAUCUGUGCCCUGUGCAAACUGGUCGGUCGGCAUCGAGACCACCAAGUAGCAGCUCUCAGCGACCGCUACGAGAAACUGAAGAGAGCUCCAGGCCGCUAUCUCAGGGAGAGGAGUGAACAGGAGGAUGUCGACCAGGUGCAUUCCACGCAAACCUUGGACGCUAACCUCAGCAAUCUGAUCAGGAGGAACAAUGAGUUGGAAACUCUGAUGGGCAAGUUGAUCCAGACCUGUCAGCAUGUGGAGUGUAAUGCUUCAAGACAGGAGAACAAGCUUCUGGAAGAGUGUGACCUUCUGAUCGAGAUCAUCCAGCAGAGAAGACAAAUCAUAGCCACCAAGAUCAAAGAGGGCAAGGCCGUGCGACUGCGAAAACUAGCCCAGCAGAUUGCCAGCUGUAAGCAGAUCAUUGAGAGGUCUUCGUCCCUCAUCACUCAGGCCGAUCACACGCUGAAGGAGACAGAUCCUGCACGCUUCCUGCAGACAGCCAAAAACAUCUGCGAACGAGUGUCCAUGGCAACGGCAUCCUCUCAAAUCCUGAUACCAGAAAUUAAUCUGAAUGACACUUUCGAUACAUUUGCGUUGGACUUCACAAGGGAAAAGAAAAUGCUGGAAAGUUUGGAUUACCUCACAGCACCAAAUCCCCCAGUAAUCCGUGAGGAAUUAUGUACAGCAUCGUAUGACACCAUCACUGUUCAUUGGACGUCAGACGACGAGUUCUGUGUGGUCUCCUAUGAACUCCAGUACGCCAUCUUCACCGGACAAGCCAACGUUGUCAGUUUGUGUAGCUCGGCUGAUAGCUGGAUGAUCGUGCCCAACAUCAAGCAGAACCAGUACACAGUGCAUGGACUCCAGUGUGGUACCAAGUACAUGUUCAUCGUCAAGGCGAUCAACCUGGCAGGGAACCGGAACAGCGAGCCCGGGAAGCUCAAGACCAACAGUCAGCCAUUUAAGUUGGACCCAAAGUCCGCUCACAAGAAGCUGAAAGUCUCCCACGACAAUCUGACAGUGGAGCGAGACGAGACGUCGUCCAAGAAGAGCCACACCCAGGACCGCUUUACCAGCCAGGGCAGCUAUGGAGUCACAGGGAAUGUGUACAUCGACAGUGGACGCCACUACUGGGAGGCCCUGAUCGGAGGGAGCACCUGGUUUGCUGUAGGCAUUGCAUACAAGUCGGCCCCAAAACACGAGUGGAUCGGCAAAAACUCGGCGUCGUGGGUACUGUCUCGCUGCAACAACUCCUGGGUAGUCCGUCACAACAGCAAAGAGAUGCCCAUCGAGCCGUCCCCCCACCUGCGUCGCGUGGGCGUGCUGCUGGACUACGACGCUGGUUCCCUGGCCUUUUACGACGGCGCCGGCUCCCAGCACCUGUACACGUUUGACAUCGCCUUCUCUCAGCCCGUCUGUCCCGUGUUCAACGUGUGGAACAAGUGUCUGACAGUCCUCACGGGGCUGCCCAUCCCCGACCACCUGGAGGCAACGGACUGCCAGGAUUAACGGUUCUCCUAAAGGGCCUCAGGGACACGAAUGGAGAAGGACAAACUGGCAACAGCAUCACAAGCUGAUUGCUCCACCACACAAAGACAGUUUAAAACUGAUCAAAGCCAUGGCUUCUAAUCUUGCUCUCACAGUAGUAAAUUAAUGUUUUUGUUGAAUUAUUUAUGGAAACAAAAAGAAACAUUUGUAGAUUUAACUUCUCGCUUUGCACAUUCAUGUACACCACUAUAUUUAAGUUUAAGUUCUUUUUUUGGGUGUGUUUUGAGUGGAUGGUGGAUGCGAUGUUUUAAAUUUCAUUCAAUGUAAUUUUCAUGCUGCCCCUGAGAUUAGGUUAUUUCUUUAUUUUAUAUGUUAAGUAGAUUGUUUUCCUGUUUCCAUGUAUCUGUCAGCAGCAUGUUACGUGUAGGGGUUUGAUUUUCAUGUCAACAUCAACAGUGCCCUGAUAACAUAGAGGAGUCAACUACACUCUUGGGUUUCAUACAGGCGUAUGGAGAUCCUCCAUUAGAUUAAUUUGAUGUAUUAAGAUUAUGUUUGUGAAAAUAACACUGACAGUUAUUUUAAUUGUUAAUCUGCCUAUCAGGCCCAGUUCAGUUCAUAACUUUUAUUUUGUUAUUAUAGCACGUCAAGCGCAGUGAAACUUUGACACAUUCACAGACACGUCGUUUUGUGAAAAACCACUAUGAUUAAAAAACGUUUCGAAGUAAUUUUAAGUGAAAUUUCAAUACAGAAAUAAUUUUUGAACUGUAAUUAAGUGCAACAUGUGCAAUCUCUGUAAAUAACCUAUUGUUUUCUUCACACAGGGUGACUCUGUCUAUGUGAUUGGUUAUUUUAGCGAAUUUUCUUUUUCUGAUGCCUGAAAUAUUAUUUUCUGACUAGUAUACAUUCCUGUAAAACAUUGUAAUAAAAUUACAUCAGCAAACUUCUAAGUGUGCAUUGUUAAUAAAACAUCUUAAUUGUAAAGAG